AUGGCUGAGAUGUUUGUGUUCACCGCCACCUUCCCCCCCGGCAUUUCCCGGCCCCCGCAUCCGGCUAUUGUGCCCCCCCAUCCGGAGCCGGAUCCAGCCCCGUGCGGGCGGGAGGAACCGGGACUUCGGGAGGAAACGGGGAGGCUGAGGCUGGCCAGGGCCGGCAUGGCGGGCGGCUGGGAGACAGCGCUGGGCCUGGGGCUCUGCCUCGCCGCCCUGCACCGCGGAGGCUGCCACCUCCCCAGCGUGGCCACGGCACCCCAAACUCCAGCUGUGCUGCGGGACAAUUUCCGCCUGCAGCCGGGCGAUUUGGUGACCACAGCGGGACAAGCAUUGGAGCUGGAUUGUGUCCCCCCCUUGGGGUACCCCGAGCCCUACAUUACCUGGAAGAAGGACGGGGUGACCCUGGACUUGGGAGGUGGCAGGUACACGGUCACCAAGGGGAAGUUGCAGGUGGCAUCGGCGCAACGGAGCGACUCCGGUCUCUACAUCUGCGUGGCGGCCAACGCGGCAGGCAGGAGGGAGAGCCGGGGCGCCCGCGUCUCUGUGCUGGAGAAGCCGAGCAUCGUGCGGCACCCCAGCGAUGCCAUGGCGGUGCCUGGCAGCACCGUGGAGCUGGGCUGCAGCGCCCGCGGUGACCCAGCGCCGCAGGUGCAGUGGCACAAGGAGCACGGAGACCUGCCCUGGGGCAGGCACGAGGUGGACCGGGAGCACACGCUGCGCCUCUAUGCCGUGACGGCCGCCGACGCCGGCGCAUACGUGUGCACAGCGCAGAGCCAGCUGGGCACCGCCGCCGCCACCACCGUCCUGCACGUGCAGGAUGGGCUGGCCACGAGCCAGCAGGACUCUGCCCCGCGGGAGCUGCUGGCCGUGCGGCUGCACCUGGACAACGGCACCGCCCUGCCCACCGCUGCUGUGCAGCUCCGCUGGCAGAUGCUGAUGCCGGUGCCGGUGCCCGUGGGCUACGUGGUGCUGUACCGCAGCCUGCUCCCGGUCGCCACCUCCUGGGUCCAGCACGAUGCGGGCAGGGAGCUCAGCGCCACCAUCCCCGCGCUCCGCAGGGGCUACAAGUACGAGUUCAAGGUCCGACCCUACACCGGAGGGACCCAGGGCUCAGACAGCAACAGCAGGCACCUCUGGAUACCCGAGGAAGUGCCAAGUGCAGCCCCCCAGCGUGUCACCGUCAGCCAGGCUGAGGCAGGGAAUGGCACCGUGGUUGUGAGCUGGGAGCCGCCUCCUCCUGAAGCACACAACGGCGUCAUCCGGGGCUACCAGGUCUGGUCAAUGGGUGAGGGCUGGCAGCGUCCCACCAACAGGACAGUGGACGGAGCCACGCGCCGCCUGGAAACCCUCCUCCCACACCCCGGGGCCGAGUUCUGUGUCCAGGUGGCCGCUUUCAACAGCGCAGGGCUGGGGGUCCCCAGCAAUGCCACCUGUGGAGUCCUGGGGCUGGCAGCAGGGAGCAGCAGGGUGGUGCAGGCGCUGCGGCAGCCUGCUGUCAUCGCAGCCGCUGGUUCCAUGCUCUGGUUGGCCUUACUCGCCCUCCUCCUCCUCCUGUGCCAGCGCCGUGCCAGCCAGGACGCUGCAGCUCGCCACAGGCUGAUGGCUGGUGACUCUCCGUGGCUUGGUGGCCCCUGGAAACCCAGCUGUGCCCCCCGAAACCUCAGCAGCAGCAGCAGCCUCAGCAGCCGGCUCCUGGGCAGUGAUGGCAGGGACCCCCACCCCUCCAGUGAGCCCAGAGAUUGGUGUCCCCACCCACUGCCAUGGGACCCCCACCCCUCAGCCCUCUCCUUGGAGCCGUCGAGCCUUGGUCCCCCCACGCCCCCCAUCCACAGCAGCCUCUGUGGGGGACACCCGGCCCCCCUCGGGGACAUGGGGUGCUGCGCUGGGGGGCACCCCGGGGUGCAUUCCUCGCCCAGCACCCCAAACCCGGCGCCCUGGGAGCGUGUCCGCAAGAGAGAGCUGCACCAGGUGCACAGCACCCCGCUGCUCGUGGCUGGCCCCAGCCACGUCCCUGUCCCUGUCCCUGGAGGCGAGUGGGGCACAGAUUUGGGGCUGGCAGCCAGGCAGCCUCAGCACAGGGGACAUGAGGGUGGCACUGCCACUGCCAGGAUGGACAGCAGGGGCCCGCGGCCACCGGCCUUCAGCUCUCCAAAGCCACACCGGGGCAGCACCCCGCUGGCCUCUGGUGCGACCACGUCACCGGUGACACCCCCGAGACCACCCCAUGGCUGGCACCCACCGGUGACACGGUCCCCGACCUUCGUGUGCCCCAGGGACACAUCUCUGGUCACCAGGCAUCCCAAGGACGUGUCCCCAGCCACUGGGAUCCCCAGGGACAGGUCCCCAGUCACAGAGAGCCCCAGGGGUGUGUCACCGGCCACCAGGAACCCUAGGGACAUGUCCUUGGUCACUGAGCACCCCAAGGACAUGUUCCUGGACAGCAGGCAGCCUAAGGAUGUGUCCUCAGCCACCAGGACCCCCAGGAACAUGUCACCAGCCACCAGGCACCGCAAGGAUCCAUCACCAGCCACCAAGCACCAGAGGGACACAGUCUUGGCCACCAGGCAGCCUGAGGACACCUCCCUGGUCACCAGGUGCCCCAGAGACCCUUUGCCAGUAGCCAGGUGCCAGAGGGACAUCUCAGUGUCCACCAGGCACCCCAAGGACAUGUCCCCAGCCAGCAGGCACCCAAAGGACACAUCCCCAGGCACGAGGCUCCCCAAGGAGAUGUCACCAGGCACGAGGCACUGCAGGGACAAGUUCCUGGCCUCCAGGGACAUGUCCCUGUGCAGCAGGUCCCCUGAAAACAUGUCACCAGCCUUGAGGCAUCCCAAAGACACAUUGCCAGCCACUGGGCACCCCAGGGACACAUCCCCACUCAGCAGGCACCCUGAGGAGAUGUCACCAGUCCUCGAGCACCACAGGGACAAGUUCUGGGACACCAGCAGGUACCCUGAAAGCAUGUCACCAGCCUUGAGGCACCCCAGGGACACAUCUCCAGCCACCAGGCACCCCAGGGACACAUCUCCAGCCACUGGGCACCUCAGGGACACAUCUCCGGCCAUCAGGCAUCCCGAGGAGGUGUCUCCAGUCACUGGUCACCAGAAGGACAUGUUCUUGGACACCAGGGACAUGUUCCUGGCUACCAGGUACACCAAGGACAUGUCCCUGGCCAGCGGGCGCCUCUCGCUGGCAUUCAGCGAUGGGGUCCUCACACAACAGCAGGUGGCUGAGGUGCUGGAGAUGGACCAGGACACCACCUGCUGCAGACCCCCAGCACCGACCAUACCACGCUCCUUCUCACCACCGCACACCUACGGCUACAUCUACGGGCCACCGGCCUCUGAGCUGGGUGAGGAGGAGGAGGAAGAAGAGGAGGAGGAGGAAGAGGAGGAGGAGGAAGAGCACACAGCAACGGGGGGCUCGCCAGGAGGGUCGCUGCUGAACGGCUGGGGGUCUGUGUCAGAGGACAACUUUGCCAGCACCCGCUGCAGCCUGGUGAGCUCCUGCGACGGCUCCUUCCUGCUGGACGCCAGCUUUGCCCGCGCACUGGCCGUGGCGGUCGACGGCCUCUGCUGCAGCCUGGAGGACACUGAUGGGGCCUACGGGGGUCCCUCACCACCACCAUCGCCCUUGGAGCAGGUCUUCCCACCCGGAGCCCACUCUGCCACCUGGGACUGGUGGAAGGUGCUGGAGGUGCCACAGAGAGCCAGGACAGAGGCAGCCGUGAACAGCAGCUCACAGAACGGUGGCCAAGGGCCAGGGAUUGGCAGCUCCUGGGCCAGGGAUGGUGGCGAGCUGCAGACGGGAGGGACAGGAGCGUGGCAGUCCCCAGGGCGCAGGACACAGCCAGGCCAGAGCCCUGGCUCAGCUAAAAUCCAGCUUUAUUGGGCAGCUCCCCAAACAGGGGCUCUUUACUAG
Molecule: messenger RNA, 3924 nt
Organism: Melozone crissalis (California towhee)
Lineage: Eukaryota; Metazoa; Chordata; Aves; Passeriformes; Passerellidae
Gene: ROBO4
Product: roundabout guidance receptor 4
Biological process (GO): axon guidance; cell-cell adhesion
Cellular component (GO): plasma membrane; axon
Molecular function (GO): protein binding
Source: RefSeq, a predicted model, not a curated record